CCUCCCAGAACUCUGGCUUUCCCCAGAAGGAAUAAGAGAAAAAUGACUAGGCUCCAGGAAGCAGUAACAUUCAAGGAUGUGGCUGUGGUCUUCACUGAGGAGGAGCUGGGGCUGCUGGACUCCACCCAGAGAACACUGUACCGAGAUGUGAUGCUGGAGAACUUCAGGAACCUGGUCUCUCUGGGACACCAGUCCUUUAAGCCAGAUGUGAUAUCACAGUUGGAGAGAGAGGAGAAGCUUUGGCUGAAGAAGCUUCAGACCCAGAGAGGCAGGCGUUCAGGAGGCAGGAGUCAAAAUGAAAUGGAGACUCUUCAAGAAGCAGGAUUAAGGUGCCUUUCACUGAGAGAAGUUUCAUGCUGGCAUAUCAGGGGACAUGUGAGCAAAUUAACUAGAAGCCAAGACUCCAUGAUGAAUAUUCAAGGAAGGAUUGCUCAGUUUCCCAAGCAACGUGAUUCCCCCUGCCAAGCCGGGGCAGAAGUUUCUGAAGAUGACAACUAUAUAAUGAAUUUUAUAGAGGAUGAUUCCAAUGUUAUUGAAAAUCAAGAAUUUCCAACUGGGAGAACUCAGAAUUGUUGGAGUAAAAUAUAUCUGAGUAAGACUCAGAAUUUUCAGGGAAGUUGUAAGCAAACUCAAAUGAAAGACAGAUUAUGUAUAUUUACUCCAUGUGUUAACAUUUUCAAUUGCAUUUCACACCAUCAUGACAAUAUAGUGUGCAAACGAGAUAAGACUUAUAGCAGCAAUGAUUAUGGUGAGGACCUCUUAAAGAUACCACCUCUUAACCAGCGUAGUAUAAUUCUCACAGGACAGAAAACUUACCAGUGUAACAAAUGUGAAAAUGCUUUCAGUGAUCGCUCAAGCCUUGAACUUCAUCAGCAGGCACACUUGGGAAAGAAGUCCCCUACGUGUAGCACACAUGGAAAGGACAUCAGUUAUGGCUCAGGUAUUCCAUAUCAACAAAGUGUUCACACAGGGAAAAAACGCUAUUGGUGUCAUGAGUGUGGUAAGGGUUUUAGUCAGAGCUCAAAUCUGCAAACUCAUCAGAGAGUCCACACAGGAGAGAAACCCUAUACAUGCCAUGAAUGUGGUAAGAGCUUUAACCAGAGCUCGCAUCUUUAUGCUCAUCUGCCUAUUCACACAGGAGAGAAGCCCUACAGAUGUGACAGUUGUGGGAAGGGCUUCAGUCGUAGCACAGAUCUUAAUAUUCACUGCAGAGUCCAUACUGGAGAGAAACCUUAUAAAUGUGAGGUCUGUGGGAAGGGCUUCACUCAGAGAUCACAUCUUCAAGCCCAUCAAAGAAUUCACACUGGAGAGAAACCAUAUAAAUGUGGGGAUUGUGGUAAACGCUUCAGCUGUAGCUCAAAUCUUCAUACCCAUCAGAGAGUCCACACUGAAGAAAAACCAUACAAAUGUGAUGAAUGUGGUAAGUGCUUCAGUUUGAGCUUUAAUCUUCACAGUCAUCAACGGGUCCACACGGGAGAGAAACCCUAUAAGUGUGAAGAAUGUGGUAAGGGUUUUAGUUCAGCCUCAAGUUUUCAGAGCCAUCAGAGGGUCCACACAGGAGAGAAACCAUUUCGAUGCAAUGUAUGUGGUAAGGGCUUCAGUCAGAGUUCGUAUUUUCAAGCCCAUCAGAGAGUCCACACUGGAGAAAAACCAUACAAGUGUGAGGUAUGUGGGAAGCGCUUCAAUUGGAGUUUGAACCUCCACAAUCAUCAAAGAGUCCACACAGGAGAGAAGCCCUAUAAAUGUGAGGAAUGUGGUAAGGGUUUCAGUCAGGCCUCAAAUCUUCAAGCUCAUCAGAGUGUCCACACUGGGGAAAAACCAUUCAAGUGUGAUGCAUGUCAGAAACGAUUCAGCCAAGCCUCACAUCUUCAAGCCCAUCAGAGAGUCCACACUGGAGAGAAACCAUAUAAAUGUGAUAUAUGUGGUAAGGCCUUCAGCCAGAGAUCAAAUCUUCAAGUCCAUCAGAUAAUUCACACUGGAGAGAAACCAUUUAAGUGUGAGGAGUGUGGGAAGGAAUUCAGUUGGAGUGCUGGUCUCAGUGCUCAUCAGAGGGUACACACGGGAGAGAAACCGUAUACGUGUCAGCAGUGUGGUAAGGGCUUCAGUCAGGCCUCACAUUUUCACACACAUCAGAGGGUCCACACUGGAGAGAAGCCAUACAUAUGUGAUGUCUGUUGUAAGGGUUUCAGCCAGAGAUCACAUCUGGUAUACCAUCAGAGAGUCCACAGUGGAGGUAAUCUAUAGAAAUGUGAGGUGUGAUAUAGCCUUCAGUUAGAGUUCACAUCUUCAUCUCCACUGGAGAGUCCAUGCUGAUGAUUGUGGAAAGUGAUAACUUGAGAACUGAGAAGCUUCAUCAAAGAAUCUUCAUAGGAGAGAAACUCUAUAUUGUGUUUUAAGAACUCGGUUGGAAGAUGAAUCCUUUAUAAACAUCAGAUUCCACAGAGAAGAAAAAAACCUGUUAUAAAUAUGGCCAGUGUUUUUGCUAGAGUUUGAGAUGGCCCAAUUCUCAAUAUAGAGUCUACUCAGGAGAGAGGACAUAUAAAGAAAUAGUAUGGGAAGGACUUUUACAAAAGUAGAAUGAUGGACAAAAUGCCACUAGACUGUAACCCCCAUUUAGGGAGGAAAUUUUUCACCAUUCUAUCUCCACCAUGAAAAAUAGUGCCUGAUUUGGUAAAGGGUACCCAGCAAUUAAUAAAGUGGAGAAAGAGGUUACAAUUAAGGCAAAUAUUUGAAAUUUUUAGUCAGUUCCCUGCCCUAAAUUCAUAUUAAAUUAAAAGGAAUCCUGCAAGUAUCCUUAACAAUAAUUGAAGAAAUAACUGAAAUACAAAAGGCAUGUAAUACUGCUAUUUACAAUAAUACAGAUUUGGGCAAAAGACUUGUGAAUGGCUUCCUUCAUCCAGUUUCACUUCUGUGUACUGUAUUAUCAAUUGUGAAUAGUAUAAUUUUUAAUAUCAUUAGUUUGUAUUUUAUAGACUUUUUUACUGAUUACAAUAAUAUACUGGAAUUUACACAAUUGAAUUUUUGGACUCUUAAUUCAUUAAGGUAGGGUUUUACUGUAACUCUUUGAAAGUGUUAAAAGUAGUUAAUGACAAAAAGUUUCUUAGUAAACUUGAAUUGAUAAUAAUUGGUUUCUUCUCAUUUUUUAUACUCAGGCUUAGGUCAAGUUGCCCUCUCUGCGGUAGUUCUUUCUCCCUCCAGACUUCCUAAGCCAAGGACU
Trichechus manatus latirostris (Florida manatee) is the source of this 3217-nucleotide messenger RNA. RefSeq names its product zinc finger protein 235 (gene ZNF235). Gene Ontology annotation, cellular component: nucleus. The transcript has 4 exons. The record is from RefSeq and is a predicted model, not a curated record. Gene Ontology annotation, biological process: regulation of DNA-templated transcription. The coding region runs from base 43 to 2244 and encodes 733 amino acids. Lineage: Eukaryota; Metazoa; Chordata; Mammalia; Sirenia; Trichechidae.